Molecule: messenger RNA, 833 nt
Organism: Capsicum annuum
Lineage: Eukaryota; Viridiplantae; Streptophyta; Magnoliopsida; Solanales; Solanaceae
Product: calmodulin-like protein 8
Exons: 4
Coding region: 197-646 (149 amino acids)
Molecular function (GO): calcium ion binding; enzyme regulator activity
Source: RefSeq, a predicted model, not a curated record
CUUCAAUGAAAAUGAAUGUGUAUUUUACUAAGAAGACACAUUGGAAAUUUUCUAAUAAAGCCCAAGCAAGGAUUGAACUAUAUAUAUACACUCAACAUAUGUACUUCUCUGUCAUAUACACACUAGAUCUCUCUAUUCUCUCUAUUUAACAAGCUUUUUUUGUAUGCUUAAAUUUGUUUGAAGAAAUAGGAACAUCAUGGGAGAUAUAUUGAAUGAAGAUCAAAUUGUUGAAUUUCAAGAAGCAUUCAAUUUAUUUGACAAAGAUGGUGAUGGUUGCAUUAGUGUGGAAGAAUUGGCCACAGUUAUAAGGUCAUUGGAUCAAAAUCCAACUGAAGAAGAGCUACAAGAAAUGAUCAAUGAAGUUGAUGUUGAUGGCAAUGGAACCAUUGAAUUCACUGAAUUCUUGAACCUUAUGGCUAAAAAGAUUAAGGAGACAGAUGGAGAAGAGGAACUUAAAGAAGCAUUUAAGGUGUUUGACAAAGAUCAAAAUGGUUACAUUUCAGCUACUGAAUUGAGGCACGUGAUGAUCAAUCUAGGUGAGAAAUUAACAGAUGAAGAGGUUGAACAAAUGAUUAGAGAAGCAGAUUUGGAUGGUGAUGGACAAGUCAACUUUGAUGAAUUUGUGAAAAUGAUGAUGACCUUUUGAUAGAACUUAAUCAGAAUCUUUAUUAGUAAGAAGAUUAAUCAAAUUCAAAUUAAUUUGUUAGUUAAAAAGUGUUCCAAGUUUUUGUUCUUUUAUCAUUUGUUUAGUUCUUGUUAAUCGACGUGACAAGUAAGAAAUUGUAUGAUGAUUGAUUAUUAGUCCUUAUAAUGUACUACUCUCUUUUUAAUUG